Acaulospora morrowiae is the source of this 713-nucleotide messenger RNA. NCBI's taxonomy places the organism in Eukaryota, Fungi, Glomeromycota, Glomeromycetes, Diversisporales, Acaulosporaceae. The record is from the annotation of a GenBank genome assembly.
AUGACAAUCGACGAAGAGCUAACUAAUGACAAAAUAAAAGCUGGAAACGAAUAUGACUUAACGUUGACCACUAAUGUCAAUAAACAAAUGGGAACGUAUGUAAAUGCUACCACUUCUCGUCUUACAAAACUGUUUUUAGAGUGUACGAAAGAAAGCCCCCCAAAACGCGUGGCAAAGAAUUUAAUGGAAAACGAUCACAACAAUCCUCUUAUUGUAUCUGGAACACUUGAUGAACUUGUUGUAUCUGGAACAUCCGAUGGGAACGAUUCAGACAAAUCCUAUCACCCCAGUUCGGAUGAGUCAGAUGAUGAUGCUUUUAUUGAAAUAAAAAAGAGAAUCAACUAUACUUAUGAUUGGUUUAUGGGAACAGGAAUUAAGAAAUCUUCAUUAAGUGAGGGUGCAAAAAAGAAUAUCGUGCCACAAGAUAUUAUCGAUGACGAUUCAGCCGAGAUCCUAGAUUUUGUAGAAGUGAUACAUAAGGAAAGAUUAGUAGAUAAUGUUAUUUCAGAUGAGUUGGAAACUCGAAGCUUUGCUUCCUCAAUUCAUAUGACGGAAAUUUCAGCGACGGCCCGUCAUCAAAAUUCUUCUACAAUCUCAUUACUCGAUUUAGCUCAAUUAUUUGAUAAAGUGACUGAUGCUGAACAUUACGCUAUGAAAGCUAACCAAGAAGAAACCUUAUGCUGGAUUAAUUAUGGGAAAGAAUUCAUAAUUCA